Messenger RNA from Dendrobium catenatum, 364 nucleotides. RefSeq lists its product as uncharacterized. The transcript is spliced from 3 exons. The record is from RefSeq and is a predicted model, not a curated record. NCBI's taxonomy places the organism in Eukaryota, Viridiplantae, Streptophyta, Magnoliopsida, Asparagales, Orchidaceae. The annotation marks the transcript as partial.
AUGGGUUCAACUUUUGUGGAUGAAACUAUUGGUGACUUUGUGUAUGUCAAAGUUAGUCCGAUGAAAGGUGUUAACAGAUUUGGUAGAGUGAGCAAGCUCAGUCCAAGGUAUGUCGGACCUUUUGAGAUCAUCGAAAGGGAUGGUAAUUCUGCUUAUAGGUUGUUAUUGCCUAAUCAGAUGUCUGAUAUACAUAACAUGUUUCAUGAGAAUUUGCAGUACAAAGAAGAGCCUGAAAAGAUUUUGGCUUAUUAUGUGCGAAAACUGAGAAGUAAACAGAUUCCUAUGUUUAAGGUUCAGUGGAAGUUCAGAACGACAAGAGAAGCUACUUGGGAGAAGGAAUCGGACAUGAGACAGUUGUAUCCAA